AUGCACGAGGAGAAGCAGCACACGGCGCCGAGUGUUGUCGUGGGCGCGCGAUGUUACAUUCCCGACGAAGAGGCCGCGUGGCUCCCUGUCUACGUCGAGCAAGUGGACGAAGUCAAGGGCCUCGUGACCGUGAGGAUGCAACGGCCUCGAGACAGAUUGGAUUGCGCGAGCGGCCUCUUUGUCGAUCAUGACGACGAGGACCGGACAGGUGAAAGUCGCGUCGUGGCCAUGGACGGGGGCUUCCCCUUGCAAAACACAAAGCUCUCCAGCUAUGCAGAGGGGCUGGACAACUUGAUCGACCUCAAUCAUCUCCAUGAAGCUGCGAUCCUUCGGAACCUGAAGAAACGCUUUCGAGCGCGGAUGCCAUAUACGUAUACGGGCGAUAUCUGCCUCGCGGUGAACCCGUACCAGUGGCUGGACGAGCUGUAUGAACCUGGACUGCAUGAGAAGUACAUGCGCGCUCAGAAGCGACAGGAUGUCCCACCUCAUGCGUAUGCAGUGUCUGUCGCAGCUUUCCGGCACAUGUGUGACCACGGUACAAACCAGAGCAUCCUUGUGAGUGGCGAGUCGGGCGCUGGGAAAACCGAGACAACGAAGAUCUUGAUGGACAAUCUGGCCACCAUUGCGCCAGCGUCGAGCAGUGCUGCAGCUGGUCAAGAGACCAACAUUACGACGCGCAUCAUUGAGGUGAAUCCGCUACUGGAGAGCUUUGGCAAUGCAAAGACCACUCGCAAUGACAACUCGAGUCGCUUUGGCAAGUUCACGCAGCUCCAGUUUGACAAGAGCCACGCUCUGUGUGGUGCUCAGUGUAUAACUUACUUGCUGGAAAAGACGCGGGUUAUUUCGCAUGAGCGAGGCGAGCGCAACUACCACAUUUUCUACCAGCUCUUGCACGGUACGACGCCUGAGGAGCGGGACGAACUGGGGCUGGGUGACGAGUGCCCAAAGUUUUCGUACUUGGAAGAAAAAGCACCUCAAGAAGAGUCACGACCUGGACGAAAAGCAAAGCCGAGCCCAUUGACACCGUCUGAAGCGCCAGGUGCGCAAGCAGCCGAGGCGAAAGACAAAGCUCUGUUUGCAAAGACCCGAAAGGCGCUAACGCUGCUAGGCCUUGGACCUGAUCAACAAGACGAUUUGUUUCAGGUUCUCUCUGGUAUUUUGUACUUGGGCGAGACUCAAUUUGUCGAGAAACCCGACAACGACGAAGCUUGUGACUUGGAAAGGGACUCGAUCGUUUGCUCGUGCUCGUUGCUUGGUUUGCACCCGGACGCUAUGGCGAAAGCACUGACGCAUCGCACUAUCAAGACUGCAGGAGAGAUCUAUAUGGUUCCACUAACAGUCGAGCAAGCUCAGUCGGGACGUGAUGCACUUGCAAAAGCUAUAUAUGCCUGUAUAUUCGACUGGCUAGUCGCUGGCAUCAAUGCUAGUCUUGGUGCUGCCGCACGGCUGACUGCAAACACGAUUGGCGUGCUGGACAUCUUUGGGUUCGAGAGCUUUGAGUACAACUCGUUCGAGCAGCUGUGCAUCAACUACGCUAACGAGAAGUUGCAGCAGAAGUUCACGCAAGACGUUUUCAAGGCCGUGCAGGAAGAAUACGAGCUCGAAAAGAUUACGUGGGCGCACAUUUCGUACGCUGACAAUAGCGAGACUCUGUCGCUUAUCGAAGGCCGCAUGGGCGUCUUGGCAUUGCUGAACGAAGAGAUUGUGCGACCUCGCGGCAACGAGGAAGGCUUUGUCAGCAAGCUCGCUGGCGCUUAUCCCAAGCAGAAGCAGCUCAUUGAGUUCCCUCGGAUCUCGAAGACUCAGUUUGCCAUUCACCAUUAUGCUGGGACGGUCAAGUACGACGCCACGGGGUUCUUGGAGAAGCACAAAGACGCUUUGCUCUCGGACUUGUCGGAUUUGAUGUGUGGUAGCCACAAGCCGUUUCCUCAGAUGCUGUUCAAAGUGAAGGCAGAGAUGGAAUCUGCUGCUGCCGCUGCUGCCGUUAGUGCGAAGCUUUCGUCUUCCGGUGGCCGGAAACUCGGCGGCUCUCGUCGAGGAACUAGUGGAGCUAGCGCGGACAAGACAGUGGGUAUGCAGUUCAAGCAGUCGCUGAACUCGCUCAUGGAGAACAUCAAAGAGACAAAUGCCAAUUACAUUCGGUGCAUCAAGCCCAAUAGUGUCAAGAGCGCGACACUGCUGGAAGACAAGAUGGUGGCGAACCAAUUGCGCUGUGCCGGUGUGAUUGAAGCGAUUUGCAUCGCUCGUGCUGGCUACCCCAACCGAUUGCUGCACGCGGAGUUUGUCGAGCGAUUCGACCUGUUCCUGAACGAGCAAGAGCAGCGGCAGAUGCAGGAAGAAGCUGAGCAGUGGAGUGCACCGUUUUGCCACGUCCUGGUGCAGCAGUUCAAGCUCGAGACGCCGGAAGAGUACCAAAUGGGCGUGACCAAGAUAUACCUGCAAAAAGGGGUGCUCGAGAAGCUCGAGCAUGCAAAAGCACAGAAACUAUCAGUGUACGUUGCACAGAUUCAGGCCCAAUGGCGUGGCCUGCGUGCCCGACGCGCGUACGUGGCACUGCGAGGUGCGUUGAUUGUGAUCCAGCGACGGGUGAAAGUCUUUGUCGACAGGUGCCGCUUCCUUCGAGCUCAGCGUGCGAUUGCAGUGAUCCAGCGAGUGUGGCGCGGCCACGUUGGUCGGUGUGAGUUUCGUGCCGUCCAACGCCAGCACUGCGCGGUUCAGAUCCAGCGACUAUGGCGAGGCCAUCAGGGACGCAAGAAGUACCGUUCUCGCUUGCACCACGUCCGUGCCGCGCAGAUUCAGCGCAUGUGGCGUGGACACAAAGGCCGACGUAUCUACUUUGCCGUGCUACGUCAGACGCGCGUGGUGCCGAUCCAGUGCUUUGCUCGCCAGUAUUUGGCUCGACAGGAGCUCUCGAGACGUCGAGCUGCGUACAUGCUUACAUUGGAAGAGGAGGCACGAAGACGCGCGGAAGAGGAGGCACGAAGACGCGCGGAAGAGGAGGCACGAAGACGCGUGGAAGAAGAGCUGGAGAGGCAGCGCAAACUGCAGCAAGAGCUUGCUCGACUGGAAGAAGAGCGUCGGGUGGAAGACGAGCGGAAGCUGCAAGUGCUUUGUGAAGCGAGCGCCGUCGUGAUCCAGCGACACGUUCGUGGCUACUUUGCUCGAUGUUUGUUUGCUGACUUGCGCGAAGCAGCCGAGGAAGAAGAGCGCUGUCGUCGGGAAGAAGAGGAAGCGCGAGAACGAGUUCGGUUGCAGCUCGAGGCACAACGUCGCGCAGAAGAUGCGGCACGUGAAAAGGAGAGACUGGCCGAUGAACGCAAGCGGAAGGCGAUUGCAAUGCGCCAACGGCGUGAGAACGCCGUCAAGUGCAUGCAACGGACGGUCCGUGGCCAUUUGGCCAGGGUGGAGUUUGCUGCGAUCAAGAACGCGGCUCGUGCGAAGGCCGAAGAAGAGGCUCGCAGGAUAGAGGAAGAGGCGAGGAGGAUGGAGGAAGAGACUCGUCGAUUAGAGGAAGAGACCAGGAUAAUGGAGGAAGAGGCGCGCAGAUUGGCACAAGAGGCCAGGAGGAACGAGGAAGCAGCAGCGACGCGUCUGCAGAGCAUCCAGCGUGGCCGUUUAGCUCGUCAGCAGUUUUCGACGUUCAAGAUUGAAAAAGCCGAGCAGGACGAGGAAGCUGCACGUGUGCGUGAGGAGCAGGAGCGAGCGCUUGCUCGUGCUUUGCAGGAGGAGACGAUCGCUCGUGCUCGCGAAGAAGAGAUGGCUCGGGCUGCAAGCGAGCGAGACGACGAGAUUGCUCGUGUCCGUGAAGAGAACACGAAGCUGAAGCAGCAGCUAGCAGAACUCGAGAAGGCCAAUCAAGACUUGAAAGCAGCCGUGGCCGAGUAUCAAUGUGACCGCGAGGUCGUCAAGGCAUCCAACAACUUGAAGGAGGUCGAGCUGACGCAGAAGCUGAACGUCCAGCGCCAGGAUCUGGAACACGCACGCAGCGCGUACUCGACGCUCCACGAUUUUGCAGGGAAGAUGGGGAGUUCACGCUGCUUGACGGAACCGGAAGAGCUCAAUUCGUCCGACAGUUCAUCAACGUCAGGAGACGAUGAAGUGGAGCACUGGAAAGAAGACCGACCAACGAUUGAUUCGACGUCUGCUUCCUACUUUGACAGCGAUCGGCCGUCGACGGACAUUGCCAAGCUGCUCGGCAGCAGCUCAUCGCGUGCCUCGCGCCUCGCCAGUGUUAUCCAGCAGCGUCGUCAAAAGACGGUUCAGGUGGUGCAACAGCGUCAACAACAGGCAAGUUCUGCACUGCAGCAUCGGAAAGAGAUGCUUGCGCAACGAAAGGAGGCGCAGCGCAAGGCGCAGACAAUGCCAAUCACCUCGACGACUGCGACAAAGGCGAAAAAGUGGGCAAGUUUGUCGCGCGGCAAGACAAAAAAGGACAAUGGACCCAUUGAGCUGUCUGACCUGCUCGAGUGA
Hyaloperonospora brassicae is the source of this 4470-nucleotide messenger RNA. The record is from the annotation of a GenBank genome assembly. Lineage: Eukaryota; Oomycota; Peronosporomycetes; Peronosporales; Peronosporaceae.